Penicillium coprophilum is the source of this 603-nucleotide messenger RNA. RefSeq lists its product as uncharacterized. The transcript has a single exon. NCBI's taxonomy places the organism in Eukaryota, Fungi, Ascomycota, Eurotiomycetes, Eurotiales, Aspergillaceae. The record is from RefSeq and is a predicted model, not a curated record. The coding region runs from base 1 to 603 and encodes 200 amino acids.
AUGCUAGGAACAACACCCCAUCCCCUGAUCCACAUCAAUGCCUUCCCCGGCGCUGGAAAAUUGACAAUUGCCCAAUAUCUUGUCGCGCAUGUCAGCCAGUCAGCAAAUAUAAAGCUAGUCCACAACCACCUUCUCAUCAAUCCCGCUGAUGCUGUCCUCCACCGUACCCAACCAGGGUAUCAAUCUCUUCGACAUGCUCUCCGCGCCGCGAUCUUUACAUCCCUAGCAACUGAGCCUGCAACCUUUAGUACGACCUACCUAUUUACCGACUUCCAAACAGCAAAUGAACAAGGUGCCAGCGUGUGCGCAGAAUACGCGCAGGCCUCGAAGGAUCGCGGCUGUAUACUGAUUCCAAUUGUGUUGACCUGCGAUGAAGAUGAGAAUAUUAAGCGUAUGAUGCAGUCGGAUCGUGAAAAACAUGCAAAGCUUAUGGAUGUCGAGCUACUAAAGACAUUUCACAAGGGAUUACCGGUUUUCGAGUUCAGCGAUAGAAAGGAGUUUCUAAAAAUCGAUGUGACUCAUCUGGAGCCGGGGGAGGUAGCGAGGAUUAUCUGGCAGCAUGUUUUACUAUUUUAUCCUGAGUUGAGUGAUGAGAAGUCUUGA